Messenger RNA from Punctularia strigosozonata HHB-11173 SS5, 1940 nucleotides. RefSeq lists its product as uncharacterized. The transcript has 7 exons. Gene Ontology annotation, cellular component: plasma membrane. The record is from RefSeq and is a predicted model, not a curated record. NCBI's taxonomy places the organism in Eukaryota, Fungi, Basidiomycota, Agaricomycetes, Corticiales, Punctulariaceae. Gene Ontology annotation, molecular function: long-chain-alcohol O-fatty-acyltransferase activity; diacylglycerol O-acyltransferase activity. Bases 200 to 1819 code for a protein of 539 amino acids. Gene Ontology annotation, biological process: triglyceride biosynthetic process.
CGAUGCCAGAGUGCCAGUCUGGAACGCUGUAACAUCCUAGCAUACCGACUGCCAUUAUUCUACGAUACUGGGUAACUUCGGCAAGGGACCAUCGAAGCGCUAUCUCUGUCUCCGUAUAGGCGGACCUACAUCCAUACGAGGGCGUGACGUCGUCAAACUACCCACCAGCCUAUAUCCAUCGCCCGUUCUUACCACCAGCAUGGCGAGCGCGACCCGGAGACUGUCCCAGUCGAUGGGCGAAGUCCGCAGGCGCGUGCACCUCGACGAGAACGCGGUGCAGAAACAUCCCUGGGGCGGAAGCGUCGGCCGGUGGUUAGAAGCGGAGUUGGACUACCAGAAGAACAUGCUGCCCGGAAUCGACAACAUGUGGCUUCUGCUCGACGAAGGGAGCGAUUUCAACCCGGUAUGCGCGUCUAUAUCGACGUUCGAGGAGGACGUGGACGUGGACAAGCUGAUCGAGCACUGGGAAGACAUGGCGCGUCGCUUCCCGUCCUACCGCCGGCGCCCCUCCGGCCUGCACCGGCGGUUCCACACCGCGGUACUCCGGGACUACGAGGGAUACGAUAUCCGCGACCACUUUUCGGUGGAGACGAUGCCGGACGGCGCGAAUGGGAAGCGCGAGCUCGAAGACCACAUGGCGGAAUUCAUAGCGAGGGGCUGGGAUCUGAGCAAGGCGUUGUGGGAAGUCAAGGUGCUGCGCAACUAUCAUGAUGGCACCGGCGCGAAGUCCGCGAUGAUGUCGCGAGCCCAUCAUACUUUAGCGGAUGGUCAGGGAUUCGUCAUAUCGCAGCUGACCACGACCUCGGCGCGCAAGAUGGUGGAGAAGAAACAAGAGCAGAUGAACGGGCACGCGCAUCAGGUAAACGCCCAAGCCCACGCCGUCAAGACCGGGCGCGCCAAGCUGUCCGAUAUACCUUUCCCGGCCGCGUCCAGCGCGAUCAAGCCCCUAGACCCAUACGUUCCGAGCCUCGUCGUCGCGUGCCUCUUCUACGCCCUGCACGCCGUCUUCGUUCUCAUCGCGCUCAUCUACGGCACGCUCGCCGGUCUGAGGGCCGGGAUCGCCUUCCUCACCUUCCGCCGGCGCGCGCUGCGAUACGAGGGGGCGCGCCCGUACGAAAAGGAGUUCUCGUUCUCCGACGCGGUCGGCCUCGCGGACAUCAAGCUCGUCCAGAAGGCGUUCGGCUCGAAAAAGCGGAAGAUCACGCUGAACGACGUGAUGUGCGCGGUCGUCGCGAAGACGCUGUGGCGGUACUUCGAACGCGUCGGCCAGACGAGCGAUUCACGCGUGGCGCUGUUCAUCCCGAUCUCGAUCCGCACCCCCGACGACCCCGGGAUGGGCAACUUCACCUCGGGCAUGAUCGCCUACUUCCGGCAUCACCGCGGGCGGGCGUCGACCCAGGUCCUGAUCGACGCCGCGCACGACGAGAUGCGCAAGCUCAAGACGUCCUUCUGGCCGCGCGUCUGCUUCAAGCUGCUCGCGUGGGCGUACCGCGCGCCGGUGCUGUUCCCGGCGCCGAGCCGGCUGAAGCUCGUCGACGCCGCGCUCGAGUCCGUGCACGGCGUGCUCACGAACGUGCCCGGCCCGCCGGGCGCGAUCGACGUCGAGGGCGCGCGGAUCCUGAGGUGGACGGCGAGCCCGCCGCAGGCGGGCAAGGGCACGCUCGGGAUCGGUAUGAUCUCGUACGACGGGCAUCUGGUAUGGACGGUGACGGCGGAUAAGACGGCUCGGUACGAGGGCAUCGCGCGAGAGUUGACAGAGGGGUUCGUCACGGCGUUCGAGGAGUUCUUGGAGGAAGCCAAACAACGUAUAAAGGAUUGAUCGACGCCUUCCACCUAGAAGGUUGGCCUCAUCGACAUAUUAUGAUUCUACGCGAACCCUUACCAUACAUACCUACACGCUGUAAUCGCUAGCUGUCGAAACACGUACACAACUUAGUAAC